Molecule: messenger RNA, 345 nt
Organism: Suillus subaureus
Lineage: Eukaryota; Fungi; Basidiomycota; Agaricomycetes; Boletales; Suillaceae
Exons: 3
Coding region: 1-345 (114 amino acids)
Source: RefSeq, a predicted model, not a curated record
AUGCUUCAACUAUGCUGGAAACAGCAUUCACAGAAGAUGGCAGAAGUUGAUGCACACACCAAUGCUGGCCUUGUAAACUCAGCAACAGGCGUAGCAGCUGCUCUCACAGGAUCUAAUGCUCAGAUUGCCCCUGCUCACAUGCAAACAAUGAUCUCAAGUACCAUCAAAGGAUCAAUACUGGCACAAAACAUCAAUGGGCGCACCAGUCCUCUGUCUGUGUCAGCUGCUUCUCUCUCCAAGAAUCUACCAAGAAGAAAAGACCUGCAACUGGACUGGAAUAAAGUUCCGACUUCUAUGCUCACUGUGCACCUUGCUGAAAAGGUCGCUAAUGAGGCAGGGCAGUAG